AUGGAGGAUUUGGCAUUUACCAGUGUACUUUGGCCUACUGAAAGAACGAGCAGAAAGAAAGUUGUUGGGGUAUUCGAAGUUGAUUCUUUAACAGCACUUUUAGCACAAUUGGCAUCAUUGGCACAAAAGGUAAAUCAGAUGAGUGUAGCCCAAACAGUGGGACCGAAAUGCAAACAUUGUGGAGGGAACCACGAGAGUGUUGAUUGUAACAUAGGAUCUCAUUUUGCUCAGAAAAUAGAAGACGUGAACUACACUCAGAAUUUUCAAAGGCAACAACACAAUCCAAAUCCUAACACAUAUUACCCAGACUGGAGAAAUCACCCAGGUUUUCAAUGGAGUAAUAAUCAGGGAGCUCACAUUGCUCCACAGCAGACCGCACCACCCGAAUUUCAGCAGAAUGAGAAGAAGACUUCGUUAGAAGAUCUUGUGACUAAGUUAACAGAAAUGUCCACUCAACAUAUGCAGAGAACGAAUAAGAGCUUGCAAGUUCAGGAUGCUGCCAUAAAAAAUUUGGAGAAUCAAAUGGGACAAAUAGCUAAAGCACUCUCAGAAAGACAACAAGGAGCAUUGUCAAGCGACACUGACAUAAAUCCUAAACAGCAAGUAAUGGUAGUAAAAGUUGUAGAGAAUGAGGAGGUUGGGACAAUCACUACACGCAAUGGGAUUCAAUUUCCAGAAAUCACAGUCGAAAGACGGGUAAAAGUAAAUGAAAAAGUACCUUCCAUAGAUGAGGAGCAAGUGGAUAAAUCCGAACAGCCAGAUAAAAUAGUUUCACAUCAAGAGUCUGAAAAUCUACAGGUUAAGACAAUCGCCCAUAUCAAACCUUAUUUGCCUCCUGUCACAUUUCCACAGAGAUUGCAAAAGAUGAAGUUGGAAGAACAGUUUGCAAGGUUCUUGGAUAUCUUCAAGAAGCUUCAUGUUAACAUUCCACUAAUUGAAGCUAUAUCUCAAAUACCAAACUAUGCAAAGUUUCUGAAAGAGAUUCUAUCCAAAAAGAAAAGGCUUACAGAUUUCGAGACAAUCAAGUUAAAUGAGGUGUGUAGUGCCAUAUUGCAUAAUAAAUUAACUCCUAAGCUACAAGAUCCAGUGAGUCUCAAAAUACGUUGCUCAAUAGGGAAUGAUUCAAAUUUUAAUUAUUUAUGUGACUCAGGAGCAAAUAUAAACCUAAUGCCCUUCAGUAGGGAAUUAGGAUUGAAAGAGCUAAAGGAUACAUCUAUCUCCCUUCAAUUAGCAGACAGAUCAAUCAAAUACCCGGGAGAAGUAGUUGAGAACGUGCUCAUUAAAGUAGGAAAAUUUAUAUUCUCCAUUGAUUUUGUUGUCCUAGAUAUAGAGGAGCCAUGGGAUGCAGUGUUACUUAUCUUGAGCAGAUCCUUCCUAUCAACAAGCCGAGCUGUCAUGGACUUUGAAAGUGGCGAACUAACAUUGAGAGUGGAAGAUAAACAAGAGAAUUUUAAGAUCUAA
Messenger RNA from Olea europaea var. sylvestris, 1461 nucleotides. RefSeq lists its product as uncharacterized. The coding region runs from base 1 to 1461 and encodes 486 amino acids. The record is from RefSeq and is a predicted model, not a curated record. NCBI's taxonomy places the organism in Eukaryota, Viridiplantae, Streptophyta, Magnoliopsida, Lamiales, Oleaceae. The transcript has a single exon.